GGGGCCCACCCAGUCCAGCGCUCCCAUCUGCUCCCACCCGGCCGUCCGCACCAGACCCGGCGCCGCCAUGCCCAAGUGCCCCAAGUGCAACAAGGAGGUGUACUUCGCGGAACGGGUGACAUCCCUGGGGAAGGACUGGCACCGGCCAUGCCUGAAGUGUGAGAAGUGUGGGAAGACACUGACCUCAGGGGGCCAUGCCGAGCACGAAGGCAAGCCCUAUUGCAACCACCCCUGCUACGCCGCCAUGUUCGGGCCUAAAGGCUUUGGACGAGGUGGAGCUGAGAGUCAUACUUUCAAGUAGACCCAGGCUGUGGAGACACCCUUCCUGAGUUCGCCCGCUGGACCACUGCUUCUCCAGGCUAAUGCCCAGCCUUAACUCCAGGCACCUGGGGCUCCCCUGUAGACCCUAUGCCCUCAAUAAACCCAACACUGGGAAGA
This is a messenger RNA of Molossus molossus (Pallas's mastiff bat), 438 nucleotides long. It is a transcript of the gene CRIP1, whose product is annotated as cysteine rich protein 1. NCBI's taxonomy places the organism in Eukaryota, Metazoa, Chordata, Mammalia, Chiroptera, Molossidae. Gene Ontology annotation, molecular function: zinc ion binding. The transcript has 5 exons. The coding region runs from base 68 to 301 and encodes 77 amino acids. The record is from RefSeq and is a predicted model, not a curated record. Gene Ontology annotation, biological process: regulation of gene expression; intrinsic apoptotic signaling pathway in response to DNA damage.